AUGAGCAGCCCCAAGGAUGGUGCCGAGGACUCCUCGAGCAAGAGCAGCUCGUUCGAUGCGACGAAGGCCUUCUGGGAUGAGUGGGACUGCCUAAACUCCAUCGACAAGCCUUCCAAAGUCGAUGGACCUCCCAAAGUAUCACUAGACUUUGAUGAGUUUUGGUUUGGGUUUGUAGUUCAAAAGCGCGCCGACAUCUGGGACGCAUACUCGUGGUGCCGAGACGAAACAAGAAAGAGCAAGAAACCGGUCGUGACGUCAAUGAGAGGCUUGUUGGAUGUCUUCGAGGAAUCAAAGAGCAGAUUUUUACAGGGCUUAGAGGAACAUACUGAAGAAGAAGCAAGAAAACUCAUAUUCCAUUUGACGACGUGUCAUUUCGACCAAUUUCCAGAUUAUGGAGCAGCUUGCGCAAAAUACUCGAACCUCCUACCUUCCACAUCACACGAUCCUGUUCGAAUCGAUGAGCUGCCCAUGCUUCAGGAGCCAAGUCUUCUUUUCUGCACAUCUCGCGGUCCAGGCGUCUGCAAAAGACUUCUACAUAUCCACAAGUCACCUAAAAGGCCCCUCGCCAAGAGAGCUGAGGAUGCACUCUAUAUCGAUAGCCACUGCGAGUCACACAAGCAGAAGGAGAAAGAAGUGUUCAGAAGAGACGUCGAUCCCGCUUUCACUCGUCUGCUUCAAGAUCUGCCGCGGGAGCUUUUUGACAUGAUAAGAUCGGAAUUUGUCCGUCAAGAGUUUGGUCCACAACGCCUGGAGUUGUCCGAAAGGAAUUUGGAGAUCUCCCAGCAUCUUGAGGUGGAUCGGUCGGCUCACAACAUAUUCCAAGCACAUCCCCACCGUACCGAAUGGGUCAUCGGGUCAGUCAGACCAGACUCAAGUAUUCACAAUGAGGUGCCGGACUGGAACCGCAGAUGUGAGUUGCUGCUCCCUUUCAUUGACCGAGACGACGCUAUUCAUCUAGAGCUGGGACUGAACUUCUUCUGCUCUCAUUGUCUCCAAUACCUCGAAGAUUUCCCCCAACCUCUUAGGGCUUCACGUGAGUACAACAACAACGUUCUUGCGCAAAUCCAGCUAUCGAGAACUUUACAAAUUCAAGCAAAAGUAUACAUGUUCGAGGUGUGGGCAAAAUGCCUCAAAAUGAUCCGGGGCUAUAAUAAUAGGAUCAGACUCCUUACUUUGCAUUUGGCAUCGACGUACGGUACUGAGGGGGAAUGGAUGGGCAACGAUCUACUGAAACGAUUUGUCUGGCAUAUCAAUCGUCUUCAGAUUUAUUCGCCAACGGAAGAUCUCGUAAACCAAACCUUUGAAGUCGUCGAGGCCAAUCUGGCUAGGAAUGAGGUCCAAAAUUUGGAUUGGGAUGAUGAAGCGAUAUUCGCAUAUGCACCGGGCACCGAGUGUGCACCGAGUUCACUUGGCACGAGAAUGAUGUCAAAGGAACUGCAUCUCUUCGACAACUCCCUCAAGCUCCUUAGACUCCUUGAUUACUCUGCAUCGUUGUCAUUGCGCUCAUCGCAAGUCCUUAUCAUGUCCUCUUUGAAAUACCUCGCACGCGCUGUGCCCUGCUCAACUCUGGCUAGACGGCCUCUGUCCACAAGCACCCGUUUCCUUGCUGCUCCGCAUUCAAACGAAAAUGCUCAAGAGUGGGAGCAGAGCCAAAAGUCAAAGCCAACGAACCCUCAUAUGACGAACACGACUUCUACAAUUGCCAAUGAGAUGCCUCAGGUGGGAGCCGACAAAGCACCACCUGAGCUCAUCAGCUCCGUUGACCCAAACUUCACCCCAAAAGACUCCAUUCCAGAGAAUACAGAACGUAUGACAGGCGGAACACAAACUGGCAGUCCUCAAGAAGGUGUAAAUUCAGAACUUGAUGUUGGAGAGAUGGAAGGAGCAAGCUUCAAAGUAGAGCCAAAGAGGAGGACGGGGGAAGACGCCAACACCAUGCGCGCGAGGUUGUUAUACCAGAGCCGAAAGAGGGGGACCCUCGAAAGUGACCUCCUCCUCUCCACCUUUGCCGACGCCAACCUGCCGCGCAUGACGCCUGCCCAAUUACGUCAGUACGACCUCUUUCUUGACGAAAAUGAUUGGGAUAUAUACUACUGGGCUACACAAGAGCCAUCGCCGACCAGUCGUGAGACAGCUGAGGGGGCUGGGCCUGAAAGUGCUACCCCUGCUGCUCAAGGCACUUCAACAGAUACAGACGCCUGGCGGAACGGAGCACCCCGCUCUGGCGAGUGGGCGCAGACUGUGGGGACUUUCAAGCCAGCAUACAGGCCUGUACCUCAGCGUUGGCAUAAUAGCGAAAUACUCUCUUUACUGAAGAAGCACGUCAUUGAUCGCAGUGCGGGUGGGGUACAUGAAGAGCCGGCGGCUGGCGUACAUGGGCGGGGACUUGAGCAAAGCGUCAAAGGCACAGGUGGAGGCGGACUUGGUCAAAUGCCAGCAAUUGAUUUGCGGUCGAGACAAAGACCCUCGUUCGCCAUCUCAUCCCCGGGCUCUGGUACUGCGCAGGCAGUGUUUACUGACCGCAAACGGUCAAUCGACAUGGCUGCCUUUGACUCCCAUCAGUUCUCCGACAAAGGUCAGAAAUUCUCACAAGAUGACGAUUAUCAGUUCUCUUUCUUUGAUCAGACUCUCAUUCAUGAUUCGCCAGAUCUCCUGUUCAACUGCAUUGACCUCGAGCACCAUGACGAUCACAAAUUCGACUUGGAUUUCAAUGAAGGGUCAACUACAGGAGAAAGCCUAUCGGUGGAGAGUAACGCUUCAAGCAAUCAACCUCCGCAGCUAUCACAACCUCAAGAGACCUCGUCUGUCUCCGAACGCGCAAGUGCACUUCGACCGCACCGAGUCUUACGGCGACCUCCGCAACUCACCUCAUCUAUAUCAGCGAGUGAACUCCUCAGCAUUGAGGGCAAGAGUCGAACCAAGAGCAAGGAAACAUUACCGCUUCAAAAGUCGGGCUGCCACACACUGUCGCGGAAGAGCAAGUCUAUCAUCUCGCAAACAAUUGAGCAGCACAGACCCAACAGAGUGUGCAAGACUGGAUCCAGUGAAAAGAUGCGACCAGCGCAAGACGCUCAUCAUGAUUGGACUCAUAAAUUCGAGCAGAUGAGCAUGCAGCAGCCUGAGGCUUUCCAAGCCGGCUUGAGCUCUCCAAUACCAGAGGACGCUUCCGCAGGGGCAGUCAACUCGCCUAUCUACUCUCCGUAUACACACGGGCUUCCGGAUGCGCAGCAUCACCAAAGCAACAACGAGCAAGUCUCACGACCAAGAUUUCAAGAGAGCCCAAGCAACAAUCGAAACUCGAGUCAUUCGAUGACUUUCUUUCCAAUGCUACCCCCGACGUCCUCGUCCGCAGGAAGCCCUAACAGAGACUUUGCAUCUCCCACUACAAAGCAGGACCCAUCGUCUCAAGGCCAAAUGCCGCAAGAAUGGGACCAGGCACAAUUCAUACAGCAAGACUCCACCAUCUCACCGACUCAGAUGCACGAUUGGAACAACACAGUCCAGCGAAAUGGCUCCUCCUACUUCACGAACGUCACCGCCCAAACCGACACCAUUCCCUCCCCCACUUCUCCAAAUUGGUGGAACCCCUUCCAUUCCAACUCGUCCCAGCCUUUCCCCCAAAAUGCCCUUGCCGGCGAUGUUCACUCACCAAAUCAAGACUACCCCAUAUCCCCCUUCACCACCUCUCCCGGCGUACAAUCCUGGCCACCCCCCGCUCCACCCACACCCUCCACCCCACCAACUACACCCACAGCCAAAGACGCUUCCACACCAAGCACACGUCCUGCACGCCGACGCCGCCCCAGCGCCCCUCCCCUGCGCCUCCCAAAGUCAGCCUCCUCGCUCCGCCAUCCUCAUCGCACCCGCUCGUCCGACCUCCGAAGCCCACGCUCGGCAUCGUCGAUCUCGCGCUCAAAAUCCAACGGCGGGCUCAAGACGCAUCGGUCGCAGCAAUCGAUCCCGCAUACCACGCCCAGCACGCCUGGGUCAGCUAUGCCGCCUCCGCCCUCAAACCCGCGUACCAACAGCGGUAAAAGUAGCGUGGCAGGGGUGGGUAGAGGCGGUGGUAGCUUCGAAUUCAAGAAUUUCACCCUCGCAGACGCGGGCGUGUUGGUAACGAGUGUCGCACCGUCGGGGAGUAGUAAGACGAAAGAUCGGAGGGAGAAAGAGGCGAGGGAGAAGGCGGAGAAGGAGAGGAAGAGGGGGGUGGAGUUGCAGAAACGGUAUAUGAGGGCUGUAAGAGAGGGGGACGAGAGGGAAGCGGAACGUGUGGGAGGGCUGAUGAGUGAGGGGGUGAUGUUGGGCGUGGGGGAGGGAGGAGGGGAGGAGGGAGAGACGGAGGAGAUGGGGCUGAUGGAACGAUAG
Messenger RNA from Bacidia gigantensis, 4365 nucleotides. RefSeq lists its product as uncharacterized. The coding region runs from base 1 to 4365 and encodes 1454 amino acids. Gene Ontology annotation, biological process: mitochondrial respiratory chain complex II assembly; protein-FAD linkage; mitochondrial electron transport, succinate to ubiquinone. Lineage: Eukaryota; Fungi; Ascomycota; Lecanoromycetes; Lecanorales; Ramalinaceae. Gene Ontology annotation, cellular component: mitochondrion. The record is from RefSeq and is a predicted model, not a curated record. The transcript is spliced from 4 exons.